UCUAUUGUUCAUACUAUUAAAUUUGGUGCUUGCUGCUUAUUAAAUUUUGUUUCUUCUAUCCCUGUGUUAAAUAUUUGAAAUAAUUUCUUUUAAAGUAGUAUAAUUAUUAUUUUUAAAUUAUAAGAUUAAAAAAAAAAAAUUGAGUAUGUGGAAAUUUAAUUUAAGGCUUAAAGAAAGUAUUUUUCGAUGGUAGGACAUGCUGGCGUCACCACCGUUGCCGAUAUCUACCAUCCGCGCCGGACUCCGUUGUCUUCGCAAUAUGUCGAAAUUUUUAUGUGAUAUUUAUAUUUUUAUUUAUAAAUAAUAAGUUAGUGUAACUAAAUUACAACACUUUUUAGCUUAUGACAAUUUCUUAAUAUCUUUGUGUCCUAACAAUAAGCUCUUCAUUUCAUAGUUGUUAAAUUUGAAUGAAUUUUCUAUUUUAAAUUUAUUUAAAAAUAUUUUUUUGACUAAAUGAAACCUAAAUUAAAAAUAAUUAAAAGAUAUAUUGUAAAAAAUACAACUUUUGGUGACACGCUGAAGUGAUCAUGAACAUUCUUGGCUCUAGAACAGCAGCGACAGUAAAUCGCAUUCCAGACAUGGGACAACCUUCUAAACCAUUAGCUAAUUCUACUCCAGUGGCAAAAUCAAUGUUUGAACAUGUUAAAAUUGAACACAUGUUAGCUGGCUUUACAGGUGGCGUUGCAUCAACUCUUGUACUACAUCCUUUAGACUUACUGAAAAUACGAUUUGCUGUAAAUGAUGGUAGAAAUACUAUACCAAGUUAUGCUGGAUUGGGAAAUGCUGUAACUACAAUAUUUAGACAAGAAGGAAUUAGAGGACUCUACAAAGGAGUAACACCGAAUGUUUGGGGGUCAGGAAGUGCAUGGGGUUUUUAUUUUCUCUUUUAUAAUUCAAUUAAAGCUUGGAUUCAAGGUGGCAAUACAAAAAAACCAUUAGGUCCUGCACUUCAUAUGACAGCUGCUGCUGAAGCAGGAAUUCUUACUUUGAUCAUGACAAAUCCUGUGUGGGUUGUUAAAACGCGUCUUUGUUUACAAUUUGACCAGCCAAUUGACCCUAAAAAAAGUUAUAGUGGUAUGUGGGAUGCAUUUCGUAAAAUUUAUACUGCUGAAGGCAUACGAGGCUUAUAUAAGGGUUUUGUUCCUGGAAUGUUAGGUGUAUCUCAUGGCGCCUUACAAUUUAUGACAUAUGAGGAGAUGAAGACUUUUUAUAACCAAUAUAGAAGACUUCCUAUUGAUGCUAAGCUGGAAACAUCAGAGUACAUUGCAUUUGCUGCAAUGUCUAAAUUAAUAGCAGCUGGUAUGACUUAUCCAUAUCAAGUAAUUCGUGCUAGACUGCAAGAUCAACAUCGAGAAUAUAGAGGGACUUGGCAUUGUAUAACACAAACUUGGAGGUACGAAGGUGCUGGUGGAUUCUAUAAAGGAUUAUCGCCAUAUUUAUUACAUGUCCUUCCAAACAUUUGCCUUGUUUUGUUAAUCUACGAGAAGUUUACCAAUACCUAAUCUCCAAUUUAGUUAUUAAAUUUGAAGGAUGGCGAGGGUUUUAUAAAGGAUUAGUACCAAAUCUUUUAAGAGUGGUUCCAGCUACUGUUAUAACUUUUGUUACUUAUGAAAAUUUAUCGAGAUAUUUGUUUAAAAUAAAUCAAGAUACUAGUUAGAAAUUAUUUUAUUUAUUUAGUUUAAAUAAACUUUAUUUAGUUCUGA
Molecule: messenger RNA, 1703 nt
Organism: Daktulosphaira vitifoliae (grape phylloxera)
Lineage: Eukaryota; Metazoa; Arthropoda; Insecta; Hemiptera; Phylloxeridae
Product: mitochondrial folate transporter/carrier
Exons: 6
Coding region: 528-1502 (324 amino acids)
Biological process (GO): mitochondrial transport; nucleotide transport; folate import into mitochondrion
Cellular component (GO): mitochondrion; mitochondrial membrane
Molecular function (GO): folic acid transmembrane transporter activity; FAD transmembrane transporter activity
Source: RefSeq, a predicted model, not a curated record